GAUCCACCCCUUCACUAUAACAAAUACACAAUCAUAUCAGAGUUUCACUUUCUUCUACUUCAGACGAGGAUUUACUGCACCCUUUUAAAAGCUCUUUCAAGAAAAGCAUUCAUGUUGACUUCAGUAUGUCAAAAGGGCAUGAAAACCUUGAGCUUCAUGAAGAUGACUAUUUCACAAUUUUUCUGCUGGGGACAGACAACAGACGUAUGUGUUUGGUGGGGAAUAAAAUAGUUGAUUAUGAACAUUUCCUGCCAGGACAAGGCAGAUAUGAAGAGGUAUCACUGGAGAUAGAGGGCAAUUGGUUUACUGUUCUGAAUUACCAGGAGUCUCAGUUAACACAUAUUCAGGAACGCAUGGUUUUAUACUCUGGUUCUCCAUGUAUGACGGUAUUUGUCCUGCAGCCUGAUCAUGUUUCUCAAAGGGAUGUGGACAUACUUAGAGCAUUUCACCAGAGGUUUGGUAAAAAGAUGGCAGAAAACACUGUGGUACUUCUGGUCAGUAAUGAAAACCAGAAAUCGGCAAAGCCAAAUAAUUCAGAUGAGAACCUCAAAUGCAUUCUGUAUUACUGCCAAAUGAAAGUGUGUCAUUUUAACAGAAAUAUGAAUCAAAGUGAACUAAUCAAACAACUGAAGAAAUGUUGGAGAAAUGUUCCUGAGGUGCAAAAACCCAAGGUUGAAAGAUCACGUAUGCCAUAUUUGGAAAAGAAUGAGACUUUACAACCACAGAAGGCAAUUCAACAAGAGCAUAAAUCAGAAGAAGAUCAAACGGCUAUCAGUAAGAAAAACACCCUGACCAUUUUGUUGCUGGGACAGACAGGAAGUGGGAAAAGCGCUACAGGAAACACCAUCCUAAGAAAACAACAUUUUGAAUCUCACGCCAGUUCUCUCCCAGUAACCGAGGCAUGUCAGAUGGCAGAGGAAACCAUUUGUGGAAUAAAGAUCAGGGUCAUAGACACUCCAGAUUUUUUUGAUGAGGCACUAAAAAACCAAGACAAACAGAUAAGAAGGUGCAAAGAACUCAUUCAGCCUGGGCCUGAUGCGUAUGUACUGGUUAUGGAGCUCGGUCGUUUCACAGAUGGAGAGAGAGAGAUAGUUGACAAUAUACAGAGAGAGUUUGGUGAGGACGUGGUGAGAGAAACCAUUAUUGUGUUCACUGGCAAAGAAAAGCUAAGAGGAAAAACAUUAUCAGAGUACAUUGAAAAUACGGACACACACCUGCAGCAGCUCAUACGCACCUGCGGGACGAGAUGUCUUGCAUUUAACAACAAUGAUCGCAAUGAUCGACAGUUUCAACAACUUUUAGAGAUGAUUUUGGAAAUGAAGAGACAAAAUGGAAAAACUGACAUUUUGGAAAACUAUCCGUAUUAUAGGACAUCUGAGAAAAAAGACUGCAGAAUCCAGUAAACAACCUGGAGAGUAUACUUAAAGGGGCGACAAAAUCUGACCUUUUUCAUGUUUUAGUGCUUUAAUUGGGUCCCAAGUGCUUCUAUCAAAUUAGAAAAUGUGAUAAAGAACAACCCAGUAAUUUAGUUUUGCUAAACCAUUCUCUGCAACCAUGUGAAAAAAUAGGUAAUUGAAAUUUGGCUCCCCUUGUGAUGUCAGAAGGGGAUAAUACCGCCCCUUAAUCUGCAUCCAACCAGUGCGGUGGGGAAGGGAUGAAACUUGUGGCGGGAUAGAGAUGAGAGAUGGCUUUAUAUACCAGCUUUCAUUUGAACUGAUUAGUUCAAUUUCAUCCCGGGCCACAUCAGCAUUAUAGUUGCUCUCAAAGGGAUGGUUGUAUUUGUAAGACUAUAUGAAUGUAUUAGUUAUUUUAUUACAUUGCUACCUCUGCAUAAUAACUGAA
Misgurnus anguillicaudatus (oriental weatherfish) is the source of this 1842-nucleotide messenger RNA. RefSeq lists its product as uncharacterized. Gene Ontology annotation, molecular function: GTP binding. The record is from RefSeq and is a predicted model, not a curated record. Lineage: Eukaryota; Metazoa; Chordata; Actinopteri; Cypriniformes; Cobitidae.